CAGAGAGGUCUAACUGUUAGCUCAGCUACUCAUUAGAAGACACAGAGACAUUGAACCGUGAAGACGUUAUUUGCUGCUGAACGCAAAUGUUAACUUUCGGAUAGUACCGUUUUGCUGGACUAGUCUAGCGUUUCGGUGGGAGGCUAGCUUUCUGGUUUACUUAAACUGCGGGUGGAAAUAGGUGAAAAAUGUCGUCUCCAAGUCCGGGUAAAAGGCGAAUGGAUACCGACGUGGUGAAACUCAUUGAGAGCAAGCAUGAAGUCACCAUCCUCAGUGGACUCAAUGAAUUUGUAGUGAAGUUUUUCGGACCACAAGGAACACCGUACGAAGGAGGCGUGUGGAAGGUGCGAGUAGAUCUUCCCGACAAAUAUCCUUUCAAAUCGCCAUCAAUAGGAUUCAUGAACAAGAUUUUUCAUCCCAACAUUGACGAAGCGUCAGGGACAGUGUGCUUAGAUGUCAUCAACCAGACAUGGACGGCCCUUUAUGAUCUGACCAACAUCUUUGAGUCGUUCCUGCCGCAGCUGCUGGCUUACCCAAACCCCAUCGACCCCCUGAAUGGAGAUGCAGCUGCCAUGUACCUUCACCGGCCAGAGGAGUACAAGCAGAAAAUCAAAGAGUACAUCCAGAAAUAUGCAACAGAGGAGGCUCUGAAGGAGCAGGAAGAGGGGGCAGGCGACUCUUCAUCUGAAAGCUCCAUGUCUGAUUUCUCAGAAGACGAGGCCCAGGACAUGGAAUUGUAGUGAUAGGAGGGCUCCCCCAUCCCGCCUCCUCCUCCUUCUCCUCGUCCUCCUCCUCGUCCUCCUCCUCGUCCUCCUCCUCCUUUAACCCCCACAGAGACUAUAUUUGAUUUCCUAACCAUGAGAAAGCAGACUUAUAAUAUUCAUAUUUAAACAAGUUGAUUUUUUUAUUAUUAUUAUUAUUAUUAUUAUUAUUAUUAUUAUUACUACUAAACAAGGAUUUUUAUGGAUAUCUAGCCUUUUGGUGUGUUUGACAGACACCCCUCCCGUUCUGUAGCUGUUUCUCCCCACACUUAUGUCGCGAUUGCUUUCUACACUCUCUCCCCGUCACCUCCGCAUUUUUAAGGUGUGUCAUGUAGGCAGGAAGUCUCCCCGUGAACAUCUCGUUUCUUUACUCAAAUUUUUAAAAAUAUGAAAAAGUAUAUAUGUUUGACCUAAAUUUCCUUUCUUUUCUCCACAAUGCUGAUUGAUUCUGACAAACAUGUUAGUUGCUCCACUACAGAGCUGCUUAGGGUCUUGCUUGCCUGGGUGUGAAGCUCUACAAUAUUAUCCCGUAGUCAACUUUUUGAGGCGCACAAUCACACCUAAGGUGUCAUGGCACACCUUUUAUAUGAAAAAUACAAUAAGUGACGCUCAUAAAUCAACCCUGAAUGCUUUCCUGAGCAUAUCUUUUUCAACAUAUUGAUUGAUUUUAGAUGCUACUUUUGGCAUGUUACUUAACUUUUUGUUACUCUUUGUGACCAGCUGCCUGUCUACAUGUGCCGCUGUGCAGUGCAAAAUAAAUGCUCAACGAGGUCAGGUCUUUGAAUACGAAUUAAUUAAACACAAUGUCUUGUUACAGGGUGAGCGACAAUGUGGCGACAAAGACGCGUGUCGGGUGCUUUCGGUGUUGAUUUGUGGAACUAGCUGCGUAAAGUGUACGGAAGACGUGUGCACAAAAGCAAUGAGGACGGAAAGUGGCGUUUUUGUGGAAACUCUGGUCAGACUCACUUGGUAUGAUGGGAACUGGAAAAUACACCAGAGCUACCCUUUAACCAUCUAACCAUAUGGAUUUCAUUUUUCCAUGCAGUUUUCUGCAGGACGCCACUGGCUUUCAAUCACCUGUCCUGCUUUUAAAAAACACAUUUCUAUUCGUAUUAUCGGUCAAGAAGAACUUUUCAGGUAGAGAAAGAAUGUAAUUAUCACCUAUUCGGGUGAGUUUAGAAAACCAGCACCAAAGUUUCCGUUUUAAUUUUAAGUGAAAAAGCAACAAACAUGGUCAUAUGGUUAUGGAGUGGAUCUGAGUAAAAAUGAUUUCUUGAAGUUUGUGUAGUGUCGGUCCCUCCUCACAUUCCACUGUUAACCUGGAGUUUGCUCCCAUGCAUGCCCUUUCAUACUGGUCUGCCCUGUGGUAAUGUUUGUACCCCCCGACUGCAUCACCUGGACUCCCACUUUUUUUGUCCUCUAUUUGGAUCAGUAGUUUUGAACAAGAUUACAAAAUAAGAGCUCAAUGUUUGACAUUUCGGCUUGUAGCAAUUUUCGUUGGAGGGGAAUUAAUUUCAAAUGUACAGAUUUGACUUUAAAAAAAAAAAAAGGUGUUAUUGUUGAUUCAAUGUGGCGGGUUAAGAUGUAAAUCCAUGAUGCGUGGAAAGAAAUUGCAAUCUUUGACUUUCUUUUAUUUCCUGUAUUUUUUUUGCACCGAUGGGGGGGUCAACACGUUUGGAUUUUUUUGUUUUGUGUGUACAGCAUCUACCUUGUACAGUGGUAAGACACCUCCUUGUAGCCUCGUGGAAACUCAGUGUUGAACCCAAAAAACACUGCCCGUCGAGGCCGACACGGCAGUCAAACUACCUAGAGAACCUCGAAAUGUAUUCACUUCAUAGAUUGCAGUAAGAGUCACUGGUUGCUUUUGUGUGGCAGAUUGUGGAUCCCGAGCGGGAGAUUCAAGGCUGAAUCGUACUCGGAAAAAAGGUCACCUCUGAUCUCAACUCCCUCUUCUGUGCCUCAUCACAAAAACGUUGAAGGGCGACCAUUGAAGAAGUCCCCAAAAACCAUGUUUUCAAAAAACUUAAACUACAAAAAGCACAUUGUUUUUCACUCAUCCUACUUUUUACUCUCCUCUUUCUGCCAAUGUGCAGAUUGUGAUUCGACAUCUAAAACACCCAGGGCUGUAUAUUUGAGCUAAUCUAGGAUUGUUAGACUUUUCUGGCUCAGGGUUUGAAACACAGUUUGGUUGUAUCUUGCAGAGCGAUUAACAUUUUUCACCCGGGAACAUGUUGAAAGGAUGGAAAAUCAUGUGUUUUUGACAGGAUAGUUAGUUUUUCGCCGGGUGUUGACUUCCACUAAACAACAUACAUAUGCUAUAUGGCUGUAUUACAGAUAGAGUUAGCUUAGUUUGGUACCUGAUAAAAGCAUUCAUCUGAUUUUUAGUUAGUGUCUGUCGUGUGUUUAAAUGUACUCCAUAGACAUGCCUGCUUGUCCUCUUCUUGCAGAGUUGUACAAAUGAGUGAUUUCAAACUAGGGUUUUGACCUGUAGUGAGCCUGAUAGAGCUGACUGUACAGAACAUUUAAAAGAAAGAGUGGUUCAGCCCGUUUCAAGAGAUUGGAUUUUUUUUUCAAAAACAUGAUUUAAAUCACAAUUAUCACCACAUUUGAAUGCCGAUUUAGAACAGAGACACUUUCCUUGAUUUGUUUUUAAUUUCUGAUAUUUAAAAUUAACGGGGUAAUUUUUCUCAUCCAGCCCGGGGAGGUUUUUUUUUUAAUUUUAUCUCGGGGUUAGCUUCCAGCAGGAUGCAGCCAUUUUUAACUGUCACAGCAGAGCUAACUUUUUGUGAUACUCAACAUGUUGAAGGCAGUAUAAAGCUAUGUGAAUGUUCGUGUGGUGACGAUUGUGAUCCACUCACAACAGAACAAAACCUGCAAUUUAAAUUGGCUUCUUGUUUUGUUUUUUUUCUCCCCGAACUGCCUAUAAAUGUUUAUUUAUUCAUGAAUACAGACCUCCUUUUUUUUUUUUUAAUCUCAAGCGCCACUGUUUUUUUAAGUUAUGGUUCAGCUAAAUUAUCACACUGAUGAGAACUUGAUCUUUUUUGUUUUAAGUAAUUCUUGUUUUACUUUCCAUUUGUGCAGUAUUGUAUGCGAGUGCUGAAAAUAAAAACAGUAUAUCCGAGUUGAGAAUUGUAAUAAAAAUAGCACAUUAUGAUGCAAUGGUGCAACAGGGAACUAAUAUUUUUUGUCUUUUUCAAAAAUUUUGUGUUUUGGGUAAAAUCAUAUAGGUUUUGGUUUUUCAGCAUUAUUUGCGUCUGUUGGGCAAUAAAUUGGUGAUAAUACUCAGCUCUGGUAACAACCAUCUGAUCUUUUCGGUGGCCUCCCUUGUUCUCCGCAAUUCAAGGUCAAGAGAAAUAAUUACUGCCUUUGUGUUUCAGGUCGUCUUUAACUCAACUAAAGAAAAUGUCCUCAAACCAGUGAAUGAUUAUGUUUCCCAUUGCAACUUGAAUUCUAAAUUAUUUUUUGAAAAAAAAGUGUGGAAAAAAACAUGUUUAUUGUGCUUUUAUUUAAUUCCCUUUUGGCUUUCUCCCCUCCACCUCCUCCACCUCGUCUGCUCUAAGACCACAGGUGUACAGAUGUGUUAGUUUUAAACAGCGACUCCAGACAUUAACAUGAUGGGACGGGGCCUCAAAAAUUGUAACUGCAACCCUGCAGAGGAGGUCUAGUCCAGAGCCAUAGCCCCACAACACACUCCCCCACACCCCCACCGGAUACAAUAAGGAUGGAGGGCCUCCUCAGCUAAACGGACUGGUCUAUCAUUAAUCUAUAGACGGGACGUCCUCCGUUUUAUCAGCACAGCUGCACCCUGAUCCUGUAAUAUCACCUCCCCCCCUCCGUGUGUUGACUGUGUCUCCUCGUGCACUUGCAUGCUUCUGGUGUGGAGUCGAGGCUCGCUUGGUGCACACCUCCUAUCCCGUCUUGUGCUCGUGUGGAUUUGUGCCCUGUGCUGGCCGACCGCUGCCAUCAGGGGGAUUUCAGCAAGGCACACACAGCAUGGAAAAUGGCAGUUGUUUUUUUGUUUAUUUUUUAUAGAAACUAUGUAUUUGUUACCUAGUGUGUGAUACUUGAGGGUUUAAAAAGUCAAAAGGUUUAUUUUUUUUUUUCUUCUGAAAAAGUCCAUCCUUGGUCUUUUAUUUUUAUCACCCUCUUUGCCCUCUUGUUUUUUUCUUUGCAUUGUGAAGUGGGCAUGCUUGUCAAAAAAGACAAAUGCUCUCUAUUAAUAGGCUUAUAACCUCAUAAAUAGUUGUGUAUAAAAUAAACUGUUAUAACUUCUUUUUUAAUAAAACAUUCAAUGUGUAUAAAAA
This is a messenger RNA of Sebastes umbrosus (honeycomb rockfish), 5065 nucleotides long. It is a transcript of the gene ube2h, whose product is annotated as ubiquitin-conjugating enzyme E2H (UBC8 homolog, yeast). Gene Ontology annotation, molecular function: ubiquitin conjugating enzyme activity. The transcript is spliced from 7 exons. NCBI's taxonomy places the organism in Eukaryota, Metazoa, Chordata, Actinopteri, Perciformes, Sebastidae. Gene Ontology annotation, biological process: protein polyubiquitination; ubiquitin-dependent protein catabolic process. Gene Ontology annotation, cellular component: nucleus. The record is from RefSeq and is a predicted model, not a curated record. Bases 189 to 740 code for a protein of 183 amino acids.